This is a messenger RNA of Sturnus vulgaris (Common starling), 1882 nucleotides long. The record is from RefSeq and is a predicted model, not a curated record. NCBI's taxonomy places the organism in Eukaryota, Metazoa, Chordata, Aves, Passeriformes, Sturnidae.
GGAAGUGGAGCGGCCUCGGGCAGCGCCGAUUUCCCGGGAAUGGCCCGGGGUUCCCUGGCAGUGGCCCGGGGUUCCCUGGCAGUGGCCCCGGGUUCCCUGAGGAUGCUCCGAGCGCUGCUCGUGGCCGCGCUGGCGGCGGGGCCUUGCCUGGGGAAUUCUGUGGAGAGGAAGAUUUACAUCCCCCUGAACCACACAGCGCCCUGCGUGCGCCUGCUCAACGCCACGCACCAGAUCGGCUGCCAGUGUGAGAAUCUGGGAAUUCGGGAAUUUUGGGAAUUCCGGGAAUUCCAGGCGGUGGCUGAGGGAGCCUCGCGUGUGAGAGCCAAGGAGAGAAUUUGGGAAUCCCGGGAAUUUGGGAAUUCUGGGAAUUCUGAGGGGUGUCUGUACUCAGAGCAGCACGGAUCACAGUUUGCUCACUGCAAUGGCUCUGUCUGGAACCCCGUGGGCAGUGGAGUUUCCUACGAGGAUUUUCCCUUCCCCAUUUUCCUGCUGCAGGAUGCCAACGAGACUGAAGUCAUCAAAGAGUGUUUCCGUGCCCACAACGUUGCAGCGCGGCCGGGGGAGGCGCCGCAGUUCCCGCUCUGCGCCAUGCAGCUGCAGGCGCGCAUGCACGCGGCCACCAGCACCGUCACCUGCAUGCGGCGCAGCUCGCUGCAGAGCACCUUCAGCAUCAACCCGGAGAUUGAGUGUGACCCCCUGCGGGAUUACAACAUCUGGAGCUCCCUGCAGCCCAUCAAUGCCUCGGGGAAGGUGGAUCCUGAGCAGAGGCUGAUCCUGGCAGUGACACGGGUGAGAUCCCUCAGAAAUCCUGGGAAAAUCAUGGAAAAAUCUUGGGAAAAUCAUGGGGAAGUGCAGGAUCUCCUGGCCGUGCUCCGGGCCAGUUCCAGCUCCGGGAUUUCCCUGCAGGAGCCGGAGCAUUCCCAGCCCCUCCCCCCCUCGUCAUUCCAGAGGUUCCUGAGAUCCCGGGACAUCCCCGGGGUGGUGCUGAGCGACCACCAGGUGGAAUUCCAGAACAGGUAUUACCAGAGCAUCUACGACACGGCCGAGAACAUCGGGAUGAGUUAUCCCGAGGGACUGAGCCCCGAGGAGAGGCUGGAAUUCGUCACUGACACUGCCAAGGCGCUGACCGAGGUGGGGACGCUGCUGGCCCGGGCUCUGUUCUCACUGGCCGGGGGAAACGGCAGCACCGAGAGCAUCCAGGCAGACAGCAAAACGGUCACCCGGCUGCUCUAUGGAUUCCUGCUCAACUCCAACAAUUCCUGGUUCCAGUCCGUGAUCAAACCUGACCAGAACGGAAUCCUGGGCCCGUUUCCCCAGCACUACGUGGCCGUGUCCAGCCCCACCAACACCACGCAGCUGCUGCAGGCAGUGCUGGCCAACCUGACCGGGAGCCGGCUGAACCUGAGCCGGGAGCAGUGCCAGGAUCCCGGGAAAACCCCGGGAAUGCAGCCAGAGCUGUUCGAGUACUGGUGGGUGCAGGGUCCCCGGGCCGGGAAUUCGUCGUCGCGGCUCCCGGGCUGUGUCCGCUCCGGGGCCCGCCUGAGCCCCGCCCUGUCCCCGGCCUUCGAGCUGCGCCGCUGGGAUUCCCGGGAAUUCUCCACCUGGACCGAGAGCCGCUGGAAGGACAUCAGGGCACGGAUCUUCCUGGUGGCCAGCAGGGAGCUGGAGCUGCUGACCCUGUCCCUGGGUGUCCUGGUGCUGCUCCUGUCCCUGCUCUGCACUUUCCUCAUCAACGCCAAGGCCUCGCUGCUCUUCGGGAUCCCGGCCCCCCCCGGCCCCUCUGGAUACUGAAAAAACCCGGGAAAAACUCUGGGAAAUCUGGGUCUGGGAAAUCUGGGAUCAUCCCCUGGGUGCUGAAAAAACCCGGGAAAAACUCUGGGAA